CGUGUGGUGUCACUGUCGGAAAACACAGGGAUACAAACAAGACUACAGUCCGUAACAGCUGAGCUAAAUUUGGGGAAAAGGGCGGUGAAACGACGCCGGUACACGCUGCUUGGUCCCCGGCUGCCCGCUGAGAUGGAUGUCCGACACGGGCUGUAGACUUCUGCGGCGGGACUGAAGAGGAUGGGCCCAGUGUCCCGGCGCCUGAGGAGAUGUCUCUGGGUCGGCUCCUGCGGCGUGCCUCCUCCAAGGCCUCCGACCUCCUGACCUUUAACCCCGGGGCGGGGGGCUCAUCGAUGCGCUCGGGUCUGGAUGGCGAGAUCAUCUUCUCCAAAAAUAAUGUUUGUGUGCACCCUGCAGAGCCCCUGCCUGGCCUGGCAGAGCACCACCCAGGCUACCUGUGUGUGCACACGGAGAAGGAUGAGAGCCUGGGCACCACUCUGAUUCUGACCUGGGUGCCCAACUCCCGCAUCCAGAGGCAGGAUGAGGAGGCGCUGCGCUACAUCACGCCAGAGAGCUCCCCUGUACGCAGGAACGCACACCGCCGAGGCCGACGACCCCACUCCCGUCACCCAGCAGCCCAGGAGGAGGAUGAGGAUGAGGAGAGGAACAUCACCAGCAGCACCUCCGCAGAGAGCCACAGCCUGGUGGUGGAGGCAGGAGCAGAUCCCUCCUCACACCAGCAGCAGCUGCCGUCUGCGGGGGAGGAGGGCGACGAGGGCUCCUGCGAGCUGUCGGACGAAGUGAGCCGGGACAGCACCAUGGGCUCGGACUCGGACACCUUCUCCUCCCCGUUCUGCCUGUCCCCCGUCAGCGAGGCCCUCUGUGAAAGCAGCGGCUCGGUCUUCCUGGACAGCGAAAGCAGGGAGCUUUGUGAGGAGUCCAUGACCCACUCCGCAAGCUCCGCCUCCAGCCUGGACAGCCACGCCCCCUCCGAGAGCGGCGGCCAGUCGCACGGCACGCGGUGGGAAGAGCAGCAGAAGGUGCUGGCUCUGGAGCAGUUGUGCGGUGUUUUCAGGGUGGACCUGGGUCACAUGAGGUCGCUGAGACUCUUCUUCAGUGAUGAAGCGUGUACCAGUGGCCAGCUGGUGAUAGCCAGCAGAGAGAGCCAAUAUAAAAUCCUCCACUUCCAUCACGCUGGCCUGGACAAGCUGGCUGAGGUCUUCCAACAGUGGAAGUGCUGCAGGGAAACUCAGCUUAAAGACCAGGUGUCAGAUGAGAAAUCCUGCAUGCAGUUUUCCAUCCAGAGGCCCACCCUGCCGUCGGCUGAGACUCACCCAGAGGAGAAGCUGUAUCGGCGGCUGGAUGUCACCACCUGGCUACGUCACCUCAACCACAGCGGGCAGGUGGAAGAGGAGUAUAAGCUACGGAAGGCCAUCUUCUUCGGUGGUAUCGACCCAUCCAUCCGUGGCGAGGUGUGGCCCUUCCUGCUGCACUACUACAGCUAUGACUCCACCUCCCAGGAGAGGGAGGCCUGGAGACUGCAAAAACGCACCCACUACCAUGACAUCCAGCAGAGGAGAUUGUCCAUGAGCCCCGAGGAGCACAGUGAGUUCUGGAGAAAGGUCCAGUUCACAGUGGAUAAAGACGUGGUGAGAACAGACCGCAGCAACCACUUCUUCAGGGGAGAGAACAACCCCAAUGUGGAGAUCAUGAGGCGGAUUCUGCUCAACUAUGCAGUGUUUAAUCCAGACAUGGGCUACUGCCAGGGCAUGUCCGACCUGGUGGCCCCCCUGCUCACUGAGAUCCAGGACGAAAGCGACACCUUCUGGUGCUUUGUCGGCCUCAUGGAGAACACCAUCUUCAUCAGCUCGCCGCGUGAUGAAGACAUGGAGAGGCAGCUGAUGUACCUGCGGGAGCUGCUGCGCCUCAUGCUGCCCCGCUUCCACCAGCACCUGACCGGGCUGGGGGAGGACGGCCUCCAGCUGCUCUUCUGCCACCGCUGGAUCCUGCUCUGCUUCAAACGAGAGUUCCCCGACACCGAGGCUCUGCGCAUGUGGGAGGCCUGCUGGGCGCACUACCAGACGGACUACUUCCACCUGUUCCUGUGUGUGGCCAUCAUCGUUCUCUACGGGGAGGAUGUGACAGAACAGCAGCUCGCCACUGACCAAAUGUUACUUCACUUCAGCAACCUCUCCAUGCACAUGAAUGGGGAACUGGUGCUACGCAAGGCCCGCAGCCUUCUCUACCAGUUCCGCCUCCUACCCAGAAUUCCAUGCAGCCUACACGACCUUUGUAAACUGUGUGGCCCGGGGAUGUGGGACAGCCGCUACAUCCCCACUGUGGAGUGUUCUGGGGAACACCCAGACUCACAGAGCUGCCCCUAUGGAGGCACCUCCACCCCCCAGCCCUCUUCACCCUCCCUGUCAUCCACACCAUCGCCCUCACCGAACCCCACCCCCACGCCUCCGCUGGAGGGCAAGAAAGGCUCCAAAACCCGGGAUAUUUUCACCUUCCGGAAACAAUCCUGAGGUGGAGGCUAUGGGGAGCUUUGCUGGUCUUGGCUCAUGUUGGUACAGCGACGGUUUGGAUCCAUCUGCUGGAUUCCUCAACUAUUUGCCGCCCUCUGACUCCUCUCCCCAAAGUCCCUGCUUCUAGUUUCACCAUCUUACUGAGGACUUUUGUCACUUGAUCCUUUUUAUGUGGAGCAAUGUGGAACACUGCCUUACCAGAAUGUUAUUCUGUAACAUUCAGCGUCACGUGAAUCCGCGAUGAGGACGGUUUGCUGUCGGAAGUCAAGAGGCUGCUUCCUUCUUGGAGCAGAAUGGACAAUCACCAGGCGCUAUGUUGGUCUGGAGCUACUUCAGGUUCAAGUCUGCUGCUGGCUUGGCAUACUUCCACGGGCUUUGUGGGCAGGGGUCACAUCAGGGUCUGAGGCAACCGGGCUGAAAUCGUGCAGACUCUGACCGCGGGUCAAAUGAAACUGGAGAUUCAUUCACAGGACUUGAACUUGAACUUUUAAGAAAUGUUCCCGUGUUCUCACAAUGGAAUAUUUGUGUGAAUCUCAAAUUACAUGUGCAUAUCUCAAGCCUGAGCAGGACAUUUUUAACAUGAAAUCCAAACCCUCGGUGUUAACAAAGAAACCUACAAAUAGGCUUUUAACAAAUUACUGGUACUUUUUGUUUGAUUUCAUUUUUAAAGAGGUGAAUGUUUGCGUUUAUAUCAGCAGUUACAAAUAUUUAGCAAUAUAUCCUUGCAUGAGCGAUUCUUGACAUAUAAAGGGCACAACAUGUUUGUUGGAAAACACUCAAGCCCAAAACAGAGGUAAGAAUGUGUUUACAUGACAAACACUCACAUCGUGAUAGGGCUCUGCAUAUUUCCUCAUCAGAUUGCGGUAAGGAACGUUUUCACAAUCUGUCUCUGUUAAGUAUGGUGUUUCCCGACAGGCAGGAGGAAGCUCUGCGUAUGUUUCCUUCUGAUAAAAGUCAGACACAAUCCUUCAUGUUACCUGUCGAGCAAUAGGAGCUUAGUCAUUUACACAUGACCAUUAAAAGAUAUAGUUUCCAGUGUGAGGUAUUGGAUUGAUAUGACAGCACUGUCUGCCAAAGAAAGAAUAGAUCGUGUUUUUAUCCUGACAGAAUGAUCGACAAAGUUUUGUCUUCUGUGUUGAACCAUGUUUAGACAGGGUUGUGAAAAAUCGUCAGCACAGUGUUUUGCUUUGUUUUCCCUCCAGCAUCCUCUACACCUUCACCUUAAAAUGAAUGACAGCGCACUAUUAACACUAAGAAUCAGUCCACAUGAAUGUAUCUUUUUUUUUUUUUGCUUCUUCUCAUUCAACAGUGUGAAAAUGUUCAGUGUGUGUGUGUGUGUGUGUGUAUAAACUGGAGUGACCUCUAAACAUCUGGUAAUGAGUUGGAGAACAUGGGCCUCCCCCACUGACCAAUCUCUUUAAUUAUAGCAGUCAUCAUGGAGAGAAAAAGAGAAGAAAAGUAAAGCUGUCUGUUGGGACUCUUCACAGGAAAAAAAAUAGGAGAGAUGGAGAGUAAAGAGACAAUUUAAGCUUUGCACAGGGACACAUACUGAUCCGCAUCUUGCCUCUGUGAUUUGCAAGUCCCAGAUGUAAAGAUGGUCUCCACUCUGAGGCUUUUCCCCGAGAGCUUUUGAGUGACACUCCUGGGUGCUGAAAACAUCUUCAAAUUGCUGCUAAAAUGUAACAUUAAGACCUUCAAUCAGCCUCCCCUCCUCCUCUCUCUGUCUCUCUUGUGGUCUCUCGCGCUCUCACUCAGCGAGCAGUCUCUGCAAAUGACAUUCAUAACUGCUCCUUUUCUGUUAGUUAUCAUGUGCAGCUGCUUGCUGGAAAUGCCCGCAGAGUUUUGAAGAUUGGGUGGCUGCGUGGAGACGUGCAAAGUCAGAGAUGCACAAUGGGAAAGUAAUCAAACUGUGUAUGUAUGUGGUGUGUGAGUGUGUUUGUGUGUGUGUGAGAGAACUCCUGAAUUCUAUCAAAAUCCUCAUUGAAACCACAUUGUCUGCACAGGCACCGCAAGUCACGAGCCUAACUAAUGACCACUCCUAUUUACAGGGGUUUCGACGAGUCAUCACUGAAUGUACAAUGUUGCUGUUGAUCUCUAUGAUAUGUUGAUGUAUUACUGUACACAUCUCAGAGAAAAAGAGCCUAUUCUUAUUCUUGGUAUUAAUAAAAAAUCACAGGCAUACUUUCAAGAAAAAUCUCUUGAACAUGUUUUACUGAACAACUGAAGCAUUUAUAAAUGCCUUUCUGACAAUAAAUGACUUGUGAUUGUGAUCCGAGACCAAGUAAAGCAAUGCUGGGAUUUACAGAACCACCACCAAGACUUUUCAUCAUUAAACACUGA
This is a messenger RNA of Epinephelus moara (kelp grouper), 4808 nucleotides long. It is a transcript of the gene tbc1d16, whose product is annotated as TBC1 domain family, member 16. The coding region runs from base 210 to 2468 and encodes 752 amino acids. Gene Ontology annotation, biological process: activation of GTPase activity. Gene Ontology annotation, cellular component: early endosome. The transcript has 13 exons. Gene Ontology annotation, molecular function: GTPase activator activity. The record is from RefSeq and is a predicted model, not a curated record. Lineage: Eukaryota; Metazoa; Chordata; Actinopteri; Perciformes; Serranidae.